Pollicipes pollicipes is the source of this 1257-nucleotide messenger RNA. RefSeq names its product cilia- and flagella-associated protein 70-like. The transcript has 9 exons. Gene Ontology annotation, biological process: cilium movement; cilium assembly. Lineage: Eukaryota; Metazoa; Arthropoda; Thecostraca; Pollicipedomorpha; Pollicipedidae. The record is from RefSeq and is a predicted model, not a curated record. The coding region runs from base 1 to 1257 and encodes 418 amino acids. Gene Ontology annotation, cellular component: extracellular exosome; motile cilium.
AUGCGCACCCCGCUGGUGAAGCGGCACACACUAGAGGAUCUAGCACUCAGCGCCGCCGAGGCCCAGAACCGCUACCACAAGAAGGUCAAAGAACUCAGCCAGACCCUGCUGGAGGAGCUGAGGCGCAACAUGCACAAGUACAACGGCUCCCGAGAGCGGAGUGUUCGCGCGGCUCGCUGGCAGACGGAUGAGCUGUUGAGCUACGAAAAGUCGCUCUGCCAGGAGUUCAGCGCCGAGUGGGAGCGACACUACUGGUACGGCAGGACCGGCGGCCAGUCGGACGACGACUUCAUUCCGGCACGCAGACCAACAGAGGGCGAGCCAGAAAGCUCUGGAGAUUUUCGUGGUGAUGACGUCAAUUUCGAGCUAAUGGCCAACGACCGACCCCGGGUCACCAUAAAUACGGAGAAGAGAUUUAUCUUGACGAGGAAAAUGUUGGCCACUUUUGAGGAAUACGCUUCCAGAUAUAAGAUGGUACCUGUGGAGCUGCUUGUCAAGAAGUCACGUCAGGCUCAGGCUGGCGCCAAGGCGCGGAGGAAGACCAUGGAUGAUUUCAUCAGUGUGCAGUUUGGCAUGGCCAUGGUCAAUCUGAGCUACUUGCUGUAUCCAGGAGUGGGCCGGCUGCGCGGUGCCUACCGGAUCCAGUCCCUGGACCCAGCCCGUUACGAGGAGCAGACGGGCGGGCGGCGGAGCCUGUUCCUCCAGCUGACCGCUGGCAGUGCCAUGGAGGACACGGGCUCCAUCGUCAACGGCAAGAAGAGCGAGGUCGACAGGGCUGAGAAGAGGGAGAUCAAAGAGGAGAAGCCAAAGAAGAGCAGGGAGGACGGCAAGGACGGUGACAAGGCGAAAGACAAGGAAAAGCACUCCGCCGGCCUGCCGAUGUCACUGGCCUCCAACCUCAAUAUCCACCUGAUGCCUGAGCUGCCAGCCAGGGCGGAAAACGACGUCUUCAGCUGUGGCAAGAUGUACCUGGUGCUGGACAUACGGAUGCGCACCCCGCUGGUGAAGCGGCACACACUAGAGGAUCUAGCACUCAGCGUGCAGUCCCUGAUUCCACACCGGGACGACGUGACCCGAGAGGCCCGCAGCGCCGCCGAGGCCCAGAACCGCUACCACAAGAAGGUCAAAGAGCUCAGCCAGACCCUGUUGGAGGAGCUGAGGCGCAACAUGCACAAGUACACGGCGCCCGAGAGCGGAGGUGAGGAGAGCCGCUCGCUUCAGCAUUGCGUCUUCACGCUCAUGCUAGCUGGUGGCUAA